UUUUUCUAGGGUUUCAAAAUUCCGAUCAAAUGGAGAGUGCAUUCGCAAACGCAUCUGCAAUCGGCGAUCAACGCCAGAAGAUCGAAGAAUACAAGCACAUUCUCUCAUCAGUAAUCGCUUCAAACGACAUUGUACAGGCCAGAAAGUUCAUCGAUCACAUUCUUUCGGACGAUGUUCCGUUGGUGGUUUCGAGACAGUUGCUGCAGACGUUUGCGCAAGAGUUAGGCCGGUUGGAGCCGGAGAAUCAGAAGGAGAUUGCUCAUUACACGCUUCAUCAGAUUCAGCCUCGUGUGGUAUCUUUUGAGGAACAGGUUCUUGUUAUACGUGAGAAGCUUGCAGAUUUGUACGAGUCUGAACAGCUAUGGUCAAAAGCAGCACAAAUGCUUAGUGGCAUUGAUCUCGACUCUGGAAUGAGAGUGAUUGAUGACAAAUUUAGGUUGACUAAAUGUGUGCAAAUUGCUCGGCUGUACUUGGAGGAUGACGAUGCUGUGAAUGCAGAGGCUUUUAUUAACAAAGCAUCAUUCAUGGUUAGCAACAGUCAACAUGAAGUAUUGAAUUUACAGUACAAGGUUUGUUACGCAAGGAUACUAGAUUUAAAAAGAAAGUUCUUGGAAGCUGCACUUCGUUAUUAUGACAUUUCACAAAUUGAGAAGCGACAAAUUGGAGACGAAGUGAUUGAUGAAGAUGCACUUGAGCAGGCCCUAGCUGCUGCUGUGACUUGCACUAUUUUGGCUGCUGCAGGACCACAGCGUUCUCGUGUUCUGGCAACUUUGUAUAAAGAUGAACGGUGUUCAAGGCUAAAGAUUUAUCCAAUUUUGCAAAAGGUGUACUUAGAGAGAAUCUUGAGGAAACCUGAGAUAGACACAUUCUCCGAAGAACUGAAAGCACAUCAGAAAGCGCUUUUACCUGACAAUUUUACUGUGCUUGAUCGUGCAAUGAUCGAACAUAAUCUCUUGAGUGCAAGCAAACUGUACACAAACAUAAGCUUUGAUGAGCUGGGCACACUGCUUGGGAUUGAGCCUCACAAGGCGGAAAAGAUUGCAUCAAGAAUGAUCUGUGAAGAUAGAAUGAGGGGGUCCAUUGAUCAGGUAGAAGCAGUUAUCCAUUUUGAGGAUGAUAAUGAAGAACUUCAGCAAUGGGAUCAACAGAUUUUUGGACUUUGUCAAGCUUUGAAUGAUGUUCUCGAUAGUAUGGCCAAGAAGGGGUUGGCGAUUCCUGUCUGAUUCGUCAAUGCCUGCUGAUUAGUAAGCCGUCUCGUCAAUCAUUCUGUUUUUGUAAUUAGCUUUCUUCGAUCUUUUGAACGAUCAUGACCCGUUUUAUCAAUCAGUUUAUAACACUAGAAUUGACAUUCGACAUUGUUUUGUUUCACGGUUAUGCUUUUAGUGAUUCACUUGGGUUUAAGCGUUUUAUCUACA
Molecule: messenger RNA, 1415 nt
Organism: Helianthus annuus (common sunflower)
Lineage: Eukaryota; Viridiplantae; Streptophyta; Magnoliopsida; Asterales; Asteraceae
Product: COP9 signalosome complex subunit 4
Exons: 14
Coding region: 30-1223 (397 amino acids)
Cellular component (GO): COP9 signalosome; cytosol
Source: RefSeq, a predicted model, not a curated record